This is a messenger RNA of Bactrocera oleae (olive fruit fly), 2516 nucleotides long. The record is from RefSeq and is a predicted model, not a curated record. Lineage: Eukaryota; Metazoa; Arthropoda; Insecta; Diptera; Tephritidae.
AUAUUGAUAUACUAGAACACUUUUGCCACUGCAACUUAUUCAUCUAUACACAUAGAUAUAGGUAUAAACAUAACGUUCGCGAUGCUUUGCAACCAAACAGGAUUUCUUCGUAUCUUAAAGACUUCUUCCAGCUGAUUUGCUUUUACCAUCUGUAUUCAUAAGGUAAACUAUUCACUAAAAACAAGCAAAAAGUCUGUGAUCAGAAAAUUUUAGAGCAACGUACAAUGGGAUGGUUCUAUAUUACUACCGUAAAGAAUAAAGUGAUGUGUUCUUUUCGACAACGAGGUGAAAUAAAUAAUACUCUUAAUUGCGAAAAUAUACAUAUUUACGACAAUCCAUCAUAGAUUAUUCCUAAACACUCAGCAACCUUUGGAAAGUAUUUCUAGCAUGAUAACACAUUAAAAAAUAGUUAUAGAUGCGACGUGGAGGUACUUAAAAAUUGUAGGAUGACAUAUACAUUAAUAGUACAAACUAAAUAUUAGUUCUACUAUGAUGCUAGCCAUUUAGAACUAUACGGAAUGACUACAAAAAUAAAAAUUUAGUUCUCUUCUUUUAAAUGGUCAUAACUGGGCUAUUGUCUUCGUUUUCGACAGAGUAUUUACGCCAACCAGUAUAGCUGAAAGCAAUCAGCUAAGUUCUUAGCGAUCUACAAUAUUUCAGUCUUAUUCGAGCAGAACUUCAAACAAAUACUGCGCCAAACGUACAUAUGCAACGCUUUAGUCGCUCAGUUUUUGGCACCCGCCUCACCUAAUUUUUACCAUUGUAUCUUUCCACUUGUAGCUUUUAACCCCCCCAAGCAGGGCUGAUUGCUACUUCUCUUUUUGAUGUUUUUAUGAAAUAAAUCUAAGCUUAAAGAGUAUAAUUUUGAGUUUUUGCAAAAAUUCGAACAAAUAACACUGCUUUUAAGAGCCCACUGGAUUUACACUAAUAAUAUAAUAUAACAUUUCAUAAACCUUUUAAGAAUUGUUUUGAAGGCAACAAAAAUUCGCUAGUAAAAAUUGUGCUUAGAACAUGGUUAUAUGUGAUGAUGUCUUUCAGUUGGAUAGAUCAGCUGUUCAAAGUUCUCUAAAUUGUUAUGGUAUAUUGAGUUUUUGUCUACUUCUCGGCUGGGCCUGUAGCCGAACUGUUUUGGAAUCUUUUCCGAAAAGCUGUUUGUUAUUCGAAUACAGCCUUAAAAUACUAGGGAGUUCUGAUGGGCUCGACCAAACUUCCAGCAAAGUAAUGCUUUAUUUAAUUAUACGUAUAUUAUGCAGCAAAAAAUUUCAAUUAUUGCUAAUAAUUCUCUUGAACUUUCGUGAUAUGGUAAACUACAUGAUUAGUAUACAAGUGGACGAUCUUCCAAUUGAUCAUCUUUUUGGUAAAAGCGUAGUUAGGAAUUGCAGAUAUAUACUAGCAAACUUGGACUAUGACGAAUCGAAUACACAAAAUCUGAUAAGCCAUCUGGUGUCAAGAGUUGGAAGUCACAGAAAAACACAAAUAUUUCGCUCUAAAAUCACUGGUAACAAAAUCAUCGGAAAAAGCUAUCCGAAAAGUUAUAAAAUAAUUCGAGCACUUAAUUUUCCACUAAAUCGUGAAUAUCUACGAAAAGAGUACCUCGCUCAAGUCGUUGGAUCUGAUUUACAUAUCUGUCCACAUGGGAGUAUACAGCAAUUUGUUAAUUUUUUCACCACACAUAGCGAUUACAAUGAAACCACUGUAUGGCUUCUCAUGCUCACCAAUCCCCAACUGCUUUUACAUCCUUAUCUUGAACAUCACGGCUUUCCGGUGCCACAAUUGUUCGGCAUAUGCGGUUUAACCAUAUUUCAGGAGCAUGUCGGCCCGACGCUACAACAUUUCUACAAGGCAAAUUUCGAAAUUAAAUUGCGCAUAGCCAAGCAACUGCUUGAGUCUGCUUUGAAAUUCACAAAUGGCUUUGAGGGUUACCGCAUGUAUAUAACCGAUUUAACGGCAGACAAUUUAAUCUACAAUGAGGAAAGUGACAAACUAUUUUUCAUUGAUUUAAAUACCGCAUUUAUCGUGGAUUCGAAGGACACAAUCCAUAAAGAUGGCAUAGAUCAACAUGAAAAUAUUGAAUGCGAUGAUUGCUUUGCCUUCGUGCCGGAUCGUUUGUGCUCGUAUGGUAUAAGCGAUGUGAAUUUAUUAGAAUCGUGUCUCUUUUUGCGUGAGAACUUGAAGCGUGAUCGCACGAGCGGUUUCUUAAAACCAAUACCAGCGGAUAUCACAGCUAAAUAUCCAAAUUUGGAAAUGUUACUCGACAGCUGUGUUAAUGGAGUGAUAAAAACUGAAACGGGGUCAGUUGAAGAAAUGUCGCGUUUUCUUACAACGCUUAAGUUGAUAGAAUUAUUCUCAGAUAUUUUAAACGAAUUUUAGGUAAUGUUGGAAAUUAAGUAAUAAUUAUAUGUUUCCAUAGUAUUUGUACUUGUAUAUUGUUAAAAUAUAAGUUAACUUUCGGUGAUAUUAAUGUGAAAAUAAAUGUGAAAUUGCAAAUUCUUUUACAAAGCCAAUUUUAUAACAAA